AUGUUUAAGCUACUCGGAGGUUUGAAACAGUACUUCAAAUGGCAAGACAUCCAGACGGAUAAUAUCGUGUUCCGGCUUCACAACACCUUCACCACCGCACUACUACUCGCGUGCAGUUUGAUUAUAACCGCCACACAGUAUGUCGGCAACCCGAUCAGCUGCAUCGUUGGUGGCGUUCCACCGCAUGUCGUCAAUACGUUUUGCUGGAUCGCUAGCACCUUCACAAUGCCGGAUGCGUUCCGCAGACAGGUUGGACGUGAAGUGGCACAUCCCGGCAUAUCGAACGAUUUUGAUGACGAAGAUGCGAAGAAAUACUACACCUACUAUCAGUGGGUCUGUUUCGUGUUGUUCUUCCAGGCUAUCGCUUGUUACACUCCAAAGUUCAUCUGGGACGCUGUGGAAGGAGGUUUAAUGCGAAUGAUCGUGAUGGGACUCAACCGGGGUGCAUGCAAGGAGCAGGAGAAGUGUGCCAAGAAGCAGAUACUGCUCGACUACCUGUUGACUCACCUAAAGCGACACAAGAUCUACGCAAUUCGCUACUGGGUCUGCGAAGCACUGUGUUUCGUCAACAUAAUUGUCCAGCUGUGGCUGAUGAAUCGAUUCUUCAACGGUGAGUUCCUUUCGUACGGAUGGGACGUUCUGCAAUACUCGGACCAGCCACAGGAGCAACGGGCCGAUCCGAUGGUGUUUGUGUUCCCACGUGUCACCAAGUGUAACUUCUACAAGUAUGGUGCGUCCGGAUCGAUUCAAAAGCACGACGCCAUGUGCAUCUUACCGCUGAACAUCGUUAACGAAAAGACGUACAUCUUUAUCUGGUUUUGGUUUAUCAUCUUAGCCUCCUUUUUGGCGGGGUUGAUUAUAUACAGAACUGUCAUCAUUUGUAUGCCUUCGGUGCGAUCGAAACUGCUGAACGCUCGAAACCGCAUGGUGCCUCGUGCUGUCGCGAAAACCAUUUCUGCGCACCUGGAUGUUGGCGACUGGUGGAUCGUGUAUAUGCUCGCGCGAAAUCUCGAUCCCAUCAUAUUUAAAGACGUUGCAACGGAGCUCGCGAAACGUAUCGAGUUGAACGAUGCGGACGAAAAUGAUCAGAACGAAAAGAAGCGAAUGCACUAG
Molecule: messenger RNA, 1113 nt
Organism: Anopheles marshallii
Lineage: Eukaryota; Metazoa; Arthropoda; Insecta; Diptera; Culicidae
Gene: ogre
Product: innexin inx1
Exons: 4
Coding region: 1-1113 (370 amino acids)
Cellular component (GO): gap junction; plasma membrane
Molecular function (GO): gap junction channel activity
Source: RefSeq, a predicted model, not a curated record